AUGGCAACACCGUCCACCGCCAUUUCAGGCGGUGCAUCUGUCAACCCCCUACGGAUGCCAGAGCCAUCGUUUGACAGAAUCUACUCUCCACCUCCUCAGCCUCCACCAGACGACAUCCUCAAUGUCUUCCGCGACUUUGACGAUGCGGCCGUCUACGCCCAGGUGGUGGCUGAGGCAUUUGCCGCCUCCGCCAAGAGCUUUGUCGUCGACUUUGGUGAUACCACGGCCCGCGUGGCCGUUGACCUGUCGGAGACGCAGAUCCUCCAGCUGCUCGCCGAGGGCGACGGUGACGGCGACAAUUUUGUGCCCCGUCAUCCAUCCGCCCCAGUCCGCUGGAUCAACGUCUGGAAUCCCAGCGCCCAGCAGGGCAUCGUCGAAGCCAUCGGCCGGCGCUACCACUUUUCCCGCCGUCUCACCAUGAGCAUUUGGGCCUGGGACCAAGUCAAGGCGAAACUGCUCGAGGCCAAGUCCGCCGAGGAACUUUGGCGACGUCCUUCGCCCCCGCAGGCUUCAGCACCACCUCCACCCCCACCACAGUCAGUGGUCGACAUUGAAACAGGCGCCGUGGCUACCGCUGUAGCCUCUCCGGCGUCGAACGGUGUUGACAGCGACGGCAAGUUUGGUGCUUCAUUUGUUGCCGCGCCGGAAAGCCCGCCUGCCGGUGGUGCUGCCCUGGCGUCCGCCGCCGACGAUGCCCUCGACGCCAUGGUUUCCAGCAACAAGGCUGUCUUUCAGAUCAUGCAGGGCAGCCUCAACUACACCACCAUUGACCAAGAGCAACAUUAUACGGUCAUCUGCUUUCACGAGGCGGCAUACUACGAGAAGACACCCAAAUUUGCCGACCGGAAGGCGUGGGAAACGGAAGAGCUCGGGCACAUGCGCUCCAACACGCUCAAGGUCUUCCGCCAGCUGUCAAAAUGGGGCCUCAAGGAGGACCAGCACAAGUUCUCGCAACUCACCUCAGUCCGCCAGCCGGGGCGGCGCGGUCCAUGGCCAGAUAGUGCAGCUGCCCAGGGUGUGGAGGGCGCGAGCAACCUGUUCUACUACCUCUUUGAAGACUACACGGCCGCCUUUGAUGUUUUGAACAGCUCCAAGGCGGCCCUCGACGAUAUUAGCAGCAUUGUUCUUCGAACUGCGGACUGGAAAAAAAGGGAUGACACAACCAAUGUGAUUCCCAGCUUGUACAAACUUAACAAGGAGAUGCGCCAGCUGCAGCAUCUUUUUUCCAACUACAAUACUCUGAUCGACCGCCUCCUCAGCCGCAACGGUACUGAAUCAGAGGCCAGGAACAACGGAGAGCCAGUGACAAGCCCAGGCCCAGGUAAUGAAGGCGAUGCCCCUCCCCGUUUUCUCUCCCCCAAAGCCGUGAACCGGUUUCGGCGCCUCCAAGUCCAACUCCAGUCCCUCAUGCUCGACGCCAUCCAGGACUGUCUCGACGAAAAGGCAUCGCUGCAGGACACGUACUUUCAUCUCAUCACCCAAAAGGACUCCCGCUCCACCGAGCGCCUCACCCGCAGCGCCACGUUGCUCGCCAAGCUCAGCGUCUUUUUCCUGCCCAUCUCCUUCAUGACCAGCUACUUUUCCGUUCAGAUCCCCGACCUCACCGACGGCUACACCGCUCGUACCUACUGGGGCGCCUUUGCCGUCAUUGCCAGCGUCUCGUUUCUGAGUCUGUUCUUCUUCAGCAAGGUUCUUAUGUUUCUUAGCGAGAGCCUGGACCACUGGGCCGACAGCGGCUCGCGCUGGACCUGGGAGCACAUCGGACAGCGCAAGCGUACUAGCCGCCGGACCUUGCAGGCCGAGGAGGAUACGUGA
Sporothrix brasiliensis 5110 is the source of this 1815-nucleotide messenger RNA. Its product is annotated as ADP-ribosylation factor. The transcript has 4 exons. Gene Ontology annotation, cellular component: membrane. Lineage: Eukaryota; Fungi; Ascomycota; Sordariomycetes; Ophiostomatales; Ophiostomataceae. Gene Ontology annotation, molecular function: magnesium ion binding; cobalt ion binding; magnesium ion transmembrane transporter activity. Gene Ontology annotation, biological process: metal ion transport; transmembrane transport. The record is from RefSeq and is a predicted model, not a curated record. The coding region runs from base 1 to 1815 and encodes 604 amino acids.